AUGAGUAGUUGUCCUAGGCUUAUUACAAGACAAUUGAGCACAUCAGCUCACCUUCUUCAGCAAAGGUCACAACCUCGAUUUGUGGAUACGAUAAAAGAGGUGUCCAAACCAGCGCAAGAGGAUUCCUACAACGUCACGCGACCCCUUGGGUUGACUAAGCCAGUUUUGCUAAACCACAAAUUGUCCGAUACCUACUCCUUUUCGAACAUUGUAGGAGAACUAUUUGGUGCUCAAGCUAAAGAAAGAAGGCAGAAGAACCUCGAUUUUGAUUUGAAGCACUCUCCAAUUUACGAUAUGAAGUCGUUUCAAAACACUAAAGGCAAAAUAUUUAAGCCUCCCAUAUCGUGGUUCAAACAAGAUAAAUCACUUUACUUUCCUGACUUUAUUGCAAAAACUUUAACAGGGGAACUGAACAGUCUAUAUGAUGUGCUCAACAAUAAAUACAGCAUAGUGAGGUUAUAUUCCACGGUAAUCGGCGAGCAAUGUUCGAGAUCAUACUUUAAGGUAGACAACGAGGACUAUUACAGCACAAACUACAAGAGCUUUGUAGAAAAGUUUCCUAAUUUCCAAAUAAUUGAUAUUAAUAUGCCUUCCAGUUGGAUCAAAGGUUUUGUUUUAAAUUUAUCAUUAUCCAACUUGAGAAAGAUGAUAUCUCCCGAGCGUUAUCAGAACUAUUUCAUCUUACCAUUACACAUAUUAGCACCAGAAAUAAGAGAGCAAUUGCAUUGCGAUAAUCAAUGUACGGGUUACAUAUAUAUCAUUGAUUCUUUUGGUAAAAUAAGAUGGGCAACAAGCGGCUAUUCCACUCCGGAAGAUCUUCAAUUAAUGUGGAAAGUUGUCAAAGGAUUGGAAAAAGAAGCUACUCAGAAAGUAAAAAGAGUAUAG
Molecule: messenger RNA, 885 nt
Organism: Lodderomyces theae
Lineage: Eukaryota; Fungi; Ascomycota; Pichiomycetes; Serinales; Debaryomycetaceae
Exons: 1
Coding region: 1-885 (294 amino acids)
Biological process (GO): mitochondrial proton-transporting ATP synthase complex assembly
Cellular component (GO): mitochondrial inner membrane
Source: RefSeq, a predicted model, not a curated record